ACUGCCUGGACCCCUCGGUCCACAGGGGCACACGGGCCCUAACGGCCGGCCAGGAGACCAUGGCCUCCAGGGUCCUAAAGGAGAGAAAGGAGACCGUGGUAGAGGAGGCUUUAUGGGUCCAAAAGGAAGUGUGGGAAUGGAGGGUGUCCCAGGGUUUAAUGGAGCAGAUGGUGUUCCGGGCCAUCCCGGGCCAUCUGGGCCUCGAGGAAAACCAGGGGCUGACGGUUGCAACGGAACCCGGGGAGAAUCAGGAACAUCAGGCCUUCCAGGAAUUGAUGGUGGAUCUGGAAUAUCAGGUGGGCCAGGAAUGAAGGGAGAGAAGGGUGACCCUUUGGAUCUGUGGAUCUAUAUGGAAACAUUAAGGGGUGAUCCAGGACCACCAGGUUUUCCAGGAUUAGCUGGUCCAACUGGUAACCCGGGGUACAGAGGAGUGCCAGGAACCCAAGGUUAUUGGGGUCCAAAUGGCAUUAAAGGUUUUAAAGGACAAAAGGGUGAGAGCAGUAAAAAAAUAAAAGGAAUGAAAGGAGAAUUGGGUGAGACUGGAGAGCCGGGCCCACCAGGACCUUACUCAGAAGUCCGUACAAUCCCUCCAGAAUGGCAGGGCGAAAAGGGCUUUAAAGGUUCUAAAGGUGAAGCAGGAGAUAUGGGCUAUUUACCUACCAAAGGAGAGACGGGUGUGUCAGGGUUUCCAGGACAACGGGGAUACCCAGGGCGAAAUGGCUUGCCAGGACCAACGGGUGACACUGGACUACCAGGUUUCCCAGGAAAUUUUGGCCGCAAGGGAGAAAGAGGAGAACCUGGAGAGCUGACAGGACCUUUUGGUGAUGACGGAGACACCCUGGGUCCUCCAGGCCCGCCGGGAGAGCGCGGGCCAAUCGGAAAUUAUGGUGCUAAGGGCGUUAAAGGACAGCCGGGUCCCCCAGGCCCCCCUGCCACUGAACAACAACAAGUGGAUUUAUGGGGUCCUGAAGGACCACAGGGAUCAAAGGGAGGCAAAGGUGAAGCUGGAGAACCUGGUAACCCUGCCGCGGAGCCUGGGCCACCUGGCGUCGAUGGGCUGCCUGGAUUUCCUGGACCACCUGGACCCAAGGGAUCAUUGGAAGAAUUCUUCAAAGGUGCACCGGGAUCACGUGGACGUCCAGGAAGUGCAGGGAAAAAGGGACCAAAGGGUGACCAUGGUCCUUGUGAUUGUGAUGUAAAAUCCCCGCCUGGUCCUCCGGGUCCUCCUGGUGAUGAUGGGGAUAUUGGCAUGAUAGGCGAGUGGGGUCAGCAGGGUGAUCAGGGAGAGCCGGGAACCACAGGUGUGAAUGGGAUGCCUGGUUUCCCUGGUGUAAGAGGAUCACCUGGCCCCAAAGGCAUAAAAGGAGAAUCAAGAUUCGCUACUCAGAAAGGACAACAUGGUGACCCAGGGGUCCCAGGUGUAAGUGGCUCUCCAGGAGUGCAAGGAAGGCCUGGGCUUGACGGAAGAAAUGGUGAACCAGGUUUUCAAGGACCUACUGGGGAGGGUCCGGUAGGUGAGCCUGGAGACAAAGGAUACCAGGGUGGGGAUGGUCCUCCGGGUCUAAUAGGUCCAAAAGGACAACCUGGUCAAGUUCUCAGAGCAACUAAAGGUCUAAGGGGUCUUCCUGGAGAUGAAGGACGAGCUGGUGUCGAGGGAGAUCAAGGAUUACCUGGUAUCCCAGGAGACUGUAGUGCACAAGGAGAAGAUCAGUGGAGUAUUUCAGUGGAAUGUAUUGGUGAUCCUGGGCCACCUGGAGAGAGAGGGCAGCCUGGACUUCCAGGGUUAGAUGGAUUUCCAGGACUGCCGGGUGAAAAAGGUUCACCGGGUCUUUUUGGAGAACUUGGAGCCAAAGGAGAAAAAGGUCAACCAGGAAGAGGAGGCCCACCUGGGCCAAGAGGUUUUGUUGGACCUCGGGGUGACUUAGGAUUUCCUGGCACCAAAGGUGUGGAAGGAACUCCAGGUCUUUCUGGCCAACCAGGUUUGGAUGGUCUUUUAGGGGGAAAAGGUGAACAUGGUGAAGUUUUAGGAGCUUCUCAUGGCACCGCUGGAGACCCGGGACUGCCUGGACAGAGGGGUGUCACUGGUCUUCCAGGAGACCCAGGACCUCAAGGACACCAAGGAAUGGAGGGAAUGCCAGGCAUGAUUGGCCUUAGGGGUGAAAGUGGUCCUCCAGGUCUUCAAGGAGAGAUAGGAACUACUGGGCCACCAGGAACAUUUGGCUUUCCUGGCCAGCCUGGUCAAGUAGGACCUCCCGGGCCAUCUGGAAAAACUGGAGAACCAGGUCCAAGUGGAGAAAGUGGAGAUCAGGGAGACCCAGGCUUUUCUGGGCCCACAGGAAUAAAGGGUGUCACUGGAGAACCGGGAAAAUUUGGUCUACAAGGAAAUCCUGGGUCACCAGGAGACCAAGGACAACAGGGGGCAUUUGGUAUUGAUGGCCUAACAGGUUUAAAAGGGUCCAAAGGUGGUCAGGGCAUGACAGGUUUCCCUGGAAUGCCUGGUGAGCAUGGUUUUAAGGGCAUUUCUGGACUGAAAGGAACAUUAGGUGAUCCAGGACACCAAGGUGCAAAAGGAUAUCCUGGCAGUCCAGGUCUAAGAGGUGACAGAGGGUUGAUGGGGCCUCCAGGUGAAAAGCUAGAUGUUUAUAUGACACCACAUAUGAAAGAGGUCAUGAAAGGAGCUAAAGGUGACCAUGGAAAAAUGGGAGAUUCUGGCUUCACUGGUCCCAGAGGUACAAAAGGUUUUCCAGGUUUUCCAGGAAUAGAGGGUAAAGAUGGACAUCCGGGUAAACCCAGUGAUACCAAAGGUACUGCAGGUUUCCCUGGAGUAGAAGGAUUUCCAGGCCAAAAGGGAAUGCCAGGGUAUAAAGGAGAGUCUGGAAUUGAAGGUUUUCCUGGAAUGCCUGGACCCAGGGGUGAAAAAGGCAAGUCUGGUGCUUAUGGACGGACUGGAGAAUCUGGAAUCAAGGGAAUAAAAGGUGAAUUUGGUCCUGCCAUUUCUCUUCCGGGAGCAACGGGACUGAGAGGUGAAACCGGCCUGCCUGGACCUUUUGGUGAAAAGGGACUCAUAGGUAAAACUGGAGACAGAGGAGGUCCUGGUUUUGAUGGCAUCGAAGGGAUGAAAGGCUAUGCUGGAGAACCUGGAAAAGUUGGACUACCAGGCUCUGAUGGCCUACAAGGUUUCCCAGGAACCCAGGGUCAAAAGGGCUGGCCUGGUGUGCCUGGACAGGCAGGAACCCCUGGAAUCCAAGGCCAACCAGGACAAAAAGGAUUUCCUGGCCUUAAAGGCAUUUUUGGAUUGGAUGGCCUAAAAGGUCAAAAGGGUAUCAAGGGUGUUGCAGGUUCUGACAGGUUGGGUCCUUCUGGUGAGCCAGGAGCAAAAGGAGAGAAAGGAGAGACUGGCAUCUCCAGCACAGAGUCUGGUGUCCCGGGAAAGGUGGGAUUGAAGGGUUUCGUUGGAGAUCCAGGAAAUAAGGGUGAAUCUGGGCAUCCUGGUGCACCGGGGCCUCAGGGUCAACAAGGAUUCUCUGAUAUAAAAGGAGUGCGAGGCGACUAUGGCUAUCCAGGUUCACAAGGACUUCCAGGUUUUCCUGGUCCCAGAGGGGUCCCAGGUGACCCGUCUCCAUUUGGAGCAAAAGGACAGAAAGGUAUUCCAGGUGAUUUUGGAUUUACUGGAGAAAAAGGAGUCCAAGGGGAUGCAGGACACAAAGGACCGUCAGGGGAACCUGGAGUAUCAGGAAGAAAAGGUGAAAAAGGAGAACCGGGAAUGAUGGGAUACCCAGGAAGGCGUGGUUUUGAAGGCGAUAGGGGCCCUGUUGGACCUAAAGGAGAUACCGGACCCCCAGGGAUUCCUGGCUUACCUGGUGCCAAAGGGCUUCCACCAGUUCCACAGAAACUACCAGGUGAGAGAGGGCCGUCUGGUCUGAUGGGUAUUCAAGGACCACAGGGAAGAAAUGGAAACCCAGGCCCUGUUGGACCUCCUGGGGAUGCAGGGGUUUGGGGUCCAAAGGGUGAAAAAGGCAUGCCAGGUCUUCCUGGAAUACCAGGAAACCCAGGGUUUCGUGGAGAUCCUGGACAAAUAGGUCACCCCGGUCUUCAAGGCGAAGAAGGAACCCGAGGGGGCCCUGGUUCACCUGGUCCUAUCGGGAUGCCUGGGCGCAGUGUCAGCGUUGGCUACCUGCUGGUGAAGCACAGUCAGUCUGAGCAGAUCCCCAUGUGCCCUGUGGGCAUGUCCAAGUUAUGGGACGGUUACAGUCUUCUGUACUUUGAGGGACAGGAGAAGGCCCACAACCAAGAUCUUGGUCUAGCCGGGUCCUGUCUCCCCCGAUUUAACACCAUGCCCUUCCUGUACUGCAAUCCCGGAGACGUGUGCUACUACGCCAGCCGCAAUGACAAAUCCUAUUGGCUGUCCACCACCGCACCGAUUCCCAUGAUGCCCGUGGAGGAGACCGAAAUAAAACCAUACAUCAGCCGCUGCUCCGUGUGUGAAGCUCCAUCUGUGGCCAUCGCCAUCCACAGUCAAGAUAUAACAAUCCCACAGUGCCCGGCGGGCUGGAGAAGUCUCUGGAUUGGCUACUCGUUCCUUAUGCACACGGCAGCUGGAGAUGAAGGCGGCGGUCAGUCUCUGGUCUCCCCAGGAUCCUGUCUAGAAGAUUUCCGCACAACUCCCUUCAUCGAGUGUAACGGGGCCAAGGGUACGUGCCACUAUUUCGCCAACAAGCAGAGUUUCUGGUUGACAUCCAUCGAACAGACCUUCCAGAGUUCCCCGAUCUCUGAGACCCUAAAGGCCGGUCAGCUUUUGGCACGCAUCAGCCGCUGCCAAGUGUGCAUGAAGAACCUGUGAGCUGUAACCCAUGAACGACUUUGACACUAUUGCAGCAGACCGAUCCCUGCCAAUACUUCAUUCCAAACGUCAAGCGGACGUCACAAGUUAGGCUUUUGAAAUUACUUAAUGUAUUUAAUGUAUCACAUAUGACGCCCCCUUCAACACUACUGUGUGCCUUAUGACUGAAGAUAUGUACAUGUGCAUAAUGAGAAGCAAAACGCCAGAGGUGCAUGAAAGAAUCGAUAUUUCACAGAAUUAUUUACUUUUAUAUAUAUAUGAAAUGGUGCUUAGUUUCUAACUUAUUACCUCAGCAUUAUCAGACCUUAAUUAAUAUUACCAAAAACAUACAGCUGAACCAAAGAAGCCCGUGCUUAUGCACUUCUCCACCCUUCUGUGUUAUGAGUAGCACUUUGUGAAUAGAGGGGUUGGGAAUUAAGAACAGGUUCUUAUUCAAAACAAGUUUUUUUUUUCUUUGUUUUUUGUAAAGGCGCUAUCUAUUUACACUAAACACAGGUAACAGACUUUUAUUUACUCUCAAUGCAGUUAGCAUCGAAGCUAACAUGAAACAUUCUCAAGAUGCUCUCAAAGUUCAAACUUUUCCCGUUUUUAGUCAUUUUCUUCUGAAACAAUUGGACAGUCAUUUAACUUUUUAAAUGUUAAUAGCCGUUUCUUGAAUUUUCAGAGAUGUAGCAUUUCCAUAAUGUUUAGCAAAAUGACUCGGAAAUGAAAACGCGAUCUUUGAUUUCUCGUAAAUGUUAUGUUUUUUUGGGGGGGGUUUCAGUUCUGUUAACGAUUCUGAAACAUCUGCAUUCGCCAUAAUAAAAUAUGCCAAGCCGAUCCAUGUUAACCUAGUGCAAGUGAAUCAGCUUUCUAUUAUCAAUCGUUUGAUUCGAUUAAAAACAAACGCAGACGUGGCGCAUGACGCGCAUCAUAAAAAUGUAAUUUGAAGCAGGGCUGUUGGUUUAAUAAAUACAACAAAGAUUUACAAAGACAGCAAAAUAUAAUCUUCAUCAUUCGAGAAGGUUUCUAAGGAUUGUGACUGAAAAUUGUUUUCCAAUCAUUGUUCAUUCUCUCUUUAAAAAUGACUAAAACAAUCAAAAGAGCCACUGAGUCAAAAAACUGAAUCAGAAUCAAAACCAGAAUCAUUUUCAUCUAUCAGGAUCACCGGCAUAGUGCUUAACUGUAUCGCUACUUUAAAUACAGCGUCUUCUGUUAAUAUUUAUGCUUAUAUAAAUAUAAUUUCACCAAACUUACACUAACACCUUCUGCUGCCUGUACAUUAUUUUUGCUUUAAACUGAACAGCUCAGCAUCAAGUAUUACCCCGUAUUGUAUAAUGUUGUCACCUGACGCCAUUUAUCAGUUACAAACAAAGAGUAUGGUGUUCAUUGGGUAUUCCAUUUCAUAAAAGGUCAUAAACUCUGAGACUUGAAGCUUUUAACUAGAGUUUUGUCCAGUCAGGAGACUCUGGAUUGUGGUUUGAGAUGAGCACAGAUUGCACUGAUUUUCUCUGAGGUUUACAGGACACAUGUUCAGGUCAUUAGAAGACUCGGCUUCAAUCUUUGUCCCGCUUUCACGCGCUCAAACAGGCUGUAUCUUCUGUAAACAAAGUCUAGGAACAACGGCCGAAGCAAAUGUGGGUCACCUAAAUGCGGUCCAGCUAUUUUGGACUUCGAGCAGCUUUGCCCAUUUUCAGUGCACAUUGCACAAGUAUUAUCGUCCUGAAACCACUAACCCGUAUUCGACACAUUUAAAGAGAACCAGAAACGAUUAUAAUUCAAAACACUUUUCGCAUUGAAAACGCGUCACUGCUUUUUUGUAUCGGAUGUACUUUAAAUGUAAUUAUGUGGAAUAUUUGAAGACGUCGAUUUUGAUUUGAAGUGUUAUUGAGUAAAAGAACAAUAAAUGCUUUUUGUUUGUUA
Messenger RNA from Puntigrus tetrazona (Sumatra barb), 6742 nucleotides. It is a transcript of the gene col4a2, whose product is annotated as collagen, type IV, alpha 2. The coding region runs from base 113 to 4840 and encodes 1575 amino acids. The transcript has 44 exons. The record is from RefSeq and is a predicted model, not a curated record. Gene Ontology annotation, molecular function: extracellular matrix structural constituent. Gene Ontology annotation, cellular component: basement membrane; collagen trimer. Lineage: Eukaryota; Metazoa; Chordata; Actinopteri; Cypriniformes; Cyprinidae.